UGUUAGAGGAUGAAAUGGGCCUGAGUGAGAUGCCCCGCUUUGCUUUUUCUAUUCAAGUGUGGGACAUGGCAGUAUCUUUUGCAUUUUGAACUUGUCUACCAGAGUGGCAGACUGAGUUGUACCAAUUGCUCAGCCCUGGAUUCAGCUGUGGAUUUAAGAGACAGUUCUCUGAAUGAGGAGCUGAUAUCACAACACAGAGGAACUCAAUGCCCUUAGGAAAACCGCAUCAGCCAAAGUCCAGGAACAGAGCCCAGAGCCGACUCCAAGAGCAGACUGGACUGGCCACAGAGAUAAAUUGGAGCUUGUGGACAAGCGAUGGACAGCUGGACUCUCCAGGGGGACAGCUACUCCUUCCUGCGCAGUGCGCCCCGCACUUUCUCCCUUUGCCAUCGUGACGGUACCCCCAACCACGUUGAAAUCUUUGACAUCAUUAACGUCCCUAAUCAAAGCAGUGCCAUAUCUGAGACCACCUGCCUGUGUGACAUUUUUGGAGACGACUGUGAGUCACCAUCUCUUUCAAGCAGCCCUGCAGUAGGACGGUUCAUCCCUCCUCAGAGGGAGGUGGAGGGGACGGCAGCUGCAUCACCCCCGGUGGAUGAUCUGAACGACUCAUCGGGCUCUUAUCACACUGCACACGGCUCCAGUGAAGGAGAGGAAGGCUUUGACGAUUCAGGAGAAAGGCUUUCCAGCCCCACGUUGGAGAACGAGGACUCACAGAGGACAAAGACUGGGGGCACAGGGCACUCAGAGGUUUCUGAGGACAGUAACCCAAAUUUAGAACCAAAAAGCAAAUCCCCCUUACAACAGCUCAGUGCAGGUAGCCCUUCAUCUGAAGCCCUCAACACAGGUGAGAGGACCCCACCUCCUGGACAUAAAAGCCCAUUCAACCUCACCCCAGCUAGAAGUCCAUCAUCCUCAUCUUCCUCAGUUGAAAAAAGAUGUUCACCAUCACAACAUAAUCCCAGGCAAGCUAAUUCAGAAUCAAGUAGAAUCACCCCUACCUUUAAAGAUAAAAAAAAUACAGAUCAGGAUUUAACUUCAAGUACCUCCUCUCUGCCUAGAAAUUGUGCCAGCAUAUCCGCUGAACCAUCAAAUACCCAAUCUUUUACAGAAGUCACAGCACAAGCAUCACCUGAACCAAGUAGCAGCUACUUUAGUCAAUCCAGAAGUCCACCAUCUGAAGAUUUUUCUUCAGAUUUUUCCGAACCAGCCUGUAAAUCUAGGACCCCUGUUUCAUCCCCUCUAUCUUCAUUCAGUGGUAAAGAGUCAUCCCCCCACUCAAGAGGUUCAUCAGCUCAGUCCUACACCUCUGAUACACCAGCAUCAUCCCCAUUUCAAGAGCUUACUGGGAGGAUCUCUCUGCCUGAUCUUUUCAGCAGAGGCUCCACACCUGAUAGAGAAGCUUCUACCCACUCUCCUUCCACCACAGGAAGAGAAAUAACCACUACCCCUGCAAGCCAGAAUAGGAGGUCAUCCACUGAACCUUUAAGUACUGUGUCCACACCUGCCCCACAGUACACCCCUCCCUCACCUAUUUCAAGAGCAGCAUACCCUGAGCUUGUGGAGAGCAGGGCCUCAUCUGAAAUAAGAAACACGUCUCCCUCACCUUGCUUGCUUAGUGCUGCUUCUCUAACUCAAACUGGAACAAGAAGUCCUUCUCCUGCCCAGUCAAAUAGAAUAAGACAAUUUUCAACACCUGGAACACAGGUGUCUUCACCUGUAAUAAGUUACAGUUUAUCACCAUCACCUGAAGUUACUAGGGACUGCUCUCCCACUGCUCCCUCACCUGAAAUUAGGAUUAUAGCAUCCUCACCUGACACCAAUAGGAGAGAGUGGCUCUCUGAAGUGAAGUCUGCAUCAGCCUCUCCCCUUCGAGAGUUUAGUCUGGCCUCAUCAAGAAGCCCAACUUCAUCCCCUCAUAUCACUGGAAUUUCUUACUCUGUCGUUCAGCCCGAGGAUCGGGACAGUCCGCCGUUUCCAGAGCUCCAGCGUCUCUCCACCCCAGAGCCUGAUAGGACACUAUCAGGCUCCCCUGAGGCAAAAAGCCCAAGCAGAGACAGUUUACAGAGCAGUACGGCAGAACCCAGUGACACACAACAAGACUCAACACACAUAUCAGGCUUAUCAAGCCCUGUCCCGCAACGAAGAUACCAUACACCUUCACCAAGGCCAAAGCAUUUAACACCUUCUCCUGAGGUGACAUAUCAAACCAUCUCAACUGAAAAGUAUCACAGUCCUUCACCCCAGGAAAGAAGUAAAGAUCCAUCAUCAGUCGUCGAAUCUCCUGAGCAGAGGUUUUAUCAACCUUCACCAUCAAAUUUCUGCUCAGAUAAUAAACAGCCUUCACCUCCUCUAAGAAAUACACCUGAUGUUGAGGAGAAUCAAUCCUCAGGUAGAAUUCGAGACACAGUGUUACCAGCAUCUUUGGAAAAACAAAGUGUGUCACCAUCCUUCACAUUCAACAGGGGGGAGAAAUCAGAAAACAAAAGCCUGUCAACAGUGGUUAUACCUGUAACUAUCUCACCUGAAGAAAAGGAGGACAAUUCACUGAGACAAAGCUUGGAGAGAGACGCAACACCAAAGAGAGCACAUCUUGAAGAGAGUGUGAGUUUGGACUCCUUCUCAGAGGAGCCCAUUUGUCCCAGCAUUUCUCAGAAAGAAGAACCUUAUAAUAACCUUCUAAUUGAAAUCAAGUCUUCUUCACCUGAUCUUGUCGGAUCCCAAGGCAGGAGUCCAAACAUUUCAACUGUGCACAAAGCGUCUUCUAUCACACCUCUGCAAGGACUAGGGACCCCGUUGACUAAACACACUUCAUAUUCCCUGAAUUCACCAGCUUUUACACCUGGGCGCAGAAGAAAACUGCUCCCAACCAUUAUAAGACGUGAAAACAGAGAGAUAUUUACGGAGGACAUGGCGCAUCAUGCAAACAGAAGACGAACUCCCUCUCCUCCACUCACUAGGUUUACACCUGUCCACAUCAUAGCCCCUGAGAAACCAUACAGACAGUGGCAGAACAGAAGCCGUAGCCCUUCUCAGUUUUUAGCAUCCUCAAAUAGUGGUAAUCUAAAGAAAGUGGUGACAAAUAGGGAAAAACCCAAUGUUGCCCUUGUUGACAAUAAUAGCCAGGCUCACUGGGUCAGUCAAGGAACGCAAUUGGAGAUGGAGAAGCAAAUGCAGCUGGAGGAGGAUAGAGAGGUUGUUAGGGAGAGGCUAAAGGAUAGGGAGAUAGAGAAAGAGCGAAAGAGGGAGGAGCAGGUUCCUGAAAAGGGGAAGGGGUGGCAGGGGGACGCCACUUACAGAGGGGAACAGGCUGAGCUGUCACUCAAUGCCAGGAAUAGAAAAGGGCCUGUGAGUUGCAGAACAGCUCCCACAAGCAGAGAGAUUCGUCAGGCACUGCCAACGGUGCAUUCCUAUUCAGAGAGCUUGCUCGCAACCAGACGACUACAGCAACACAGUCUGCUUGCUUCCCAACAAGACCACAGAGGUGUUGGAUCUAGCAGACGGCAACAACCUCCUGCCCUGCAAAACAGGAACACUACUCCCAGACGGGUGGCUUCAAACAGGCCAGGCCGGAGUUCCAGCUCUAGCAUGGGAAGUGAACUUGAUGAGACAGACAAUGAAGUGAAGUGGUUUACAGAUGUGGCUUUCAGUAGCCUGUCAAGCCCUGAGGCAGAUUACCUAGACAUGUACAACUCCAGCCACCACUCAUCAACAAACAUUUCUCAAUCUUCUACACAGGAGAGUCCAGCUGGGGUUAAUGCUGCCUGGCCUGCCUAUGCUGACUUCAGGGGUUCUGCUCAAAAACUAGACAAUGAUGACCUCUCCUUCCAGCAGCCAUAUCCGUACUACUCAGAUGGCCUCGAUCCAUCAAGGCGCUAUGAGUUGGGUAGCUUUGAAUGUGUAGAUGUGGCCAUGGAAAGAGAAGACCAUAGGAAGGUGAGAAGAGGAGUACCAAAGAGACAGAUUCAGCUGAAGAGAAAGAAUGCUGCUGAAGUAAAGCAAGACGAGAGCAGUGAAAAUAGUAGUCCUGGGGCACCAGUGAUGGUGGAAAGCUCCUCUCUUGAGAGUCACUCGAGUGAGACGUUCAUGAGACAGCAGAUCACACCUGCAGCGAUGGAAGAAUGCUACCCUUCUGAACGCAGUCCUGAGCCCAAUCAACAAAACAAACUCCAGAAAUCUGCCUCUCUGGAUGAGUCAUGUGCUAAAACCAAGAUGGCCACUUGUCUCAUCCAAAGUGUGCUGUCCAAGAAAAUACAAAGCGGGGAUAAACAACAGAAUGAGCAGGCAGGUGAAGAAGUAAGCCCUUCUUUUGAGGAAGCCGCCCCACCAACAGAGACUGUAGCGUCCCCUUUCAAAGAGUCCCCAAAACCUACUCUAAGUUCAAGUCUUCAGUCAGAUUUUAGUGUUUCAUCUGAGGGUCCUUCUGUGAAAGGAGAACCAAACAUAAAGGAUAAAGUCAAGAUGACAAAAAGCUUUGGAGUAAAGUCCAGUAACAGGCCAAGUUCAUCCAGCAGUAGCAGAAGUGUGAACUUUUCUCAGACUGAGAGUGAAGAUACGGAUUCUGACACCAGGAAUGCAACCUCCUUAAAAUUUGAAAGCAAAUCAGAAAAGAAGUCGCCAUGUGAUUACAAACAUCCAAGGACAGAAGCACAAAAAGUAGACGACAAGAAAACAUGGGACGAAACUGUGGGUGGUGAGUCAGCAAAUGCCUCUGAAGGGAACACAGGAGCUCCUUCUGUCACUAGAGCCAGAACAACAAAUAGAGACCAGGAAUGUGAAAACACAGAGGACCAUAAACAACUGCAACAAGGUGACAAGAGCGCAUACACGUCAAGUACACCGGAGAUCACAGUGAAAGCUGUGGAGAAAAAGAAAGCCUCUCUUAAUGUCUGCCUCACCCCUGAGGCAGAUGACAAACCUGAGGGUCCUUCACCAGAUCUGUCUUUUACAGAAAAGGAGGAGAGGGAAGAGGCUGGUGUUGAUGACAAAAUAGAAGAAGAGGAGGCAAAUGGAAAUAGUCAAGUUAAGGUUCCCAUUCACAAAGUAAGAGAUGUGAGGCGGCUUGUGAAAAACACUUACAAUCUUUCCUUCAAGGCGACUGGAGCUGCAGCGCCAUCAACUGUAAAUGAAGAACAGAUGCAGCCCUUUAACCAGGAAAUAACAGACAAAGUAGAGGGGCAAAGGAUAGAAACGGUCAAAGCAGAUGAGGAGAGGAGGGAGGACAGAAAAGAAGACUUCAUGGAGAGGAAAAAGGAACAAAAAGAGGAAGUAAAAGACUCACAACCUCUUCAGAGAAAAAGAAAUCCUCCGUCUCGUCCACAGCCAAUGCAAAUAGAAUAUAGAGCUGUAUGUUCAAAAGACGGGAAUAAUAAAAUGUCUUGCAGUAAGAGUGACUCAGAAAGCCUAGAUGACAAAUCUCAAGCUUCUCCAAAACUUCCCAUGAAGUCAAGCACAGAAUCACAGAUGUCAUCAAAUGCAAACAGUUUAUUAAGUGGAGAAACAGCAACCAUAAGUCCAAGCCAACAUGAUCCGAAUACAACAUCAGUAAGACCAGAGACUGUGACAGUACUGGAUAAAGUGUUGGACAAUGAGGGCAAACCUGUUCGAAUGGACAGAAAACCUCCCAUGCUUGGAAGCCUCCCCAGACAGUCCAGUAAAGAAAGAGAGGUGUCCACUGCUGUAGUGUUGAUAAGGGAUGGCUCCAGCAAGACCAAGACAACUGCAACCCAGGAAGAGGUUUCUACAAAAACCCAAGCCCCAGCUGCUUCACCUUCACCUGGACCUGCUACUUCUGGCAGCGCUCCUGGCACCAGUGGUCACUCAGUUUCCAUGCUUUUAAAGGAAAAAGGCUACCAAGCUGACAUCGGAGCAGUAAUGGGUGAUAAAGAGAAUGGAUUAAAAGGAGUUCCCUGUAAGCAUGUAAACAGUCUCGAAAUCCCUCUCCAAGCUACUGCCUCUUCUGAUGAAGGUCAGAUCCAGUCUCACAGAGAGAGGACUUUCUCUGCCUCAUCUAACAAGUCCACUCCUUCAGCAGUGUCUGAAAAUACAGACAUCCUAACAAAGACAGAAGAUGAGGGAGUAAGCAUCAAGCCUACCGUUAAAGACCCUGCAAAACAGAAAAGUCCUUCUCCGUUUAGGACUAUGAAUGAGCAAACACAACCUCCCACCAAACCUAAGGAACUAGGAGAUUUUGAAGCAGUGAAAAGACUCGAUCCAACUUUCCCCCCAAGGUCCCCUGCAAUAAGGAGAUUCAGACCUCAGGCAAUUGAGGUGAAGUCACUGUCUAAAGAUACACAGAAGCAAGAAACACCCACAAAUGGUACAGGAAACAAUAUGCCUCAAACAAUAGAAGUUAAAUCAAUAGCAAAAAACUCUCAAAAGCCAAUAGUGCCUCCAAAACCCACCUGCAAAUUUAAACCUGCAGAUUUAGGGAUGAUGCCAAAUGAAGCACAGAGACCAUCUGCAACAUCUACUAUAAAGCCACAAGGUGAGGAAAGGUCUCAAACAAUUGUUGUGUCCUCACCAACUAUUUAUAGAAAAAUCUCUAGUGACUCAACAUCAACAUCGCACAGUGCAAGAAAGCUGGCUGUUUCUGCAGUAUCCAGCAUUAAACCUCCACCUUGCAAAACUGCAGCCACCACCAUCACCAGUCUCUCAAACCAGCCAGCAGCAUCAUUUGAUACAGACACAUCUACUGACAGAGGUCAACAGCCAGGAGCUCUUCCUCAGAGCUCUGGUUCUUCACAAAGAGCCACAACCUUAGCUGUCCCUCAAACGUCAGCCACUGGCACAGGUUUAACCUCAGAUCCCAGUCCAGUUACUGCUCCAAAUGCAAACCAAGUCCCUGCCCCUGUUCCAACUGGAGCCAACCAGCCAAGCCAGCCAGCUGUUGUGGAUCAAGACUUCCGACCACCCCAUCCCAGAAUGGCAUAUCCUCAUGAACAAGCUAUGCCAGCAGCUUCAAGCAAUGCAAAACAACCACCUCCUAUAACCACAACACAAGUGCCAGGAUACACACACCAGACAUACCGCCGGUCACUCUCUGGUGAGCGCUCCCACAGGACAGAAGAUAUGCAAUUUUAUGCUUCAGAUGAUCCACCAAGCUACGAUGACAGAGAAAGCUUCAGUCCCCUAAUGCUCCCAGACCUGGCCACAAGAAGGUCAAACCGUUACCAACCCUCCACCCGCCCUCCUCCCUGCUCCUGCACUACUGGCUGCCCUUCCCAUCCUGGUCUCACCCCUCCUCACUAUCACCGCAGCCCCCAUAACCUCACCCCUCCUGCCCCUACUCACUCUCCUGGCCAGCCACUACCUUACCCAGUCACUCAACCCCCUCUUCGUCCACACCAGUGCAGACCAGACCCGCAACCAAUGACCUACCAGCCUGGCUCUCCAAAGUCAAGCCCUCUUGGUCCAAGCCAGCCACCAGCCAUGUACCAGUCUCUUCAUCCUCCUCCCGGUCCUCCCCACCCCUCACUAAUGCAUGCAUGCCCUGCUGAGCGUCCUCUGCAGCCAUCUCAGCACAUUGACCCACGACGAGCCCCUGUCCACAGAUCCCCCCAGCAACAGCCACCAGGUGUAUCUGGGGCGCCUUACAGUGAUCCUGUCCAUGGCCACUCUCCAGCCCUUCCACCUAUGGAUCCCCAGUACCUUUGUGGCCCUCAAAGCCUGGGGCCUUCCUAUGGCUCUGAAUAUGGGGGUGACACCUCCAGUUUAUACUCAGAGAGCAGCUAUGGACAGGCACCACGCAGAGUGCUCCUGGAUCCUGAAACAGGGAAGUACUUUUAUAUAGAGGUGCCUGUUCAACCACUUAGGAAAAUGCUGUAUGACCCAGAGACUGGCCAAUAUGUGGAAGUACUCAUUCCACAGCAAGCAAUGUCACAUUCAGGCCUGUAUCCUCCUUCAGCAGCUCCUUACCCAUCUCUACACAACCCCAACAUGUAUGCCCCUGCCCCACAAUACAUGCCCUAUGCAGCUCCUCCUCCCCCAGCUCAUCCCCAGACUCAACCUCAGCCACCUCGGUAUCCUGAGCCCUCUGCUGCAGCAGCACCAAUGCACCCAAGUGGGCCUGGGGUCAGCUACAGGAAUCCCUCUGGUCAGGGGUCCAAGCCAGAGCCCCAGAAUCAUCCACCACUGGACCAGAGCUAUCUAGAGAGUAUGUAUUAUGUCCCUACAGGGAUGAAUGCUAGCCCCAAUCCCACCCCACCAGACUAUUACCACAAACACCCCCCUAACCUACCCCCGACAGGGGGGAAAAGGUCCUGAAAUAGAGGAAAGAGGCCGCCUUCCUGGAGCCUGUUGGGUUUUAAAUACACCGUGUAUAAAGGGGCUGUCUAAUGUUAGCCUGAAAUGUUAUUUGAGUUUUCGCAUAGCAACUGAAGACAGUAAUAAUUUGUUUGUUGUUCAUUUACUGCUUCCUGUUCUGCUGGUUUAACAAGCGAGAUUCUUAAGGUAAUGGUUUUGAAAAGACGAGGGAGUAAGCCAUUUCUUGUGUGUGUUUUUCCUGAAUCAUUACCUUAAAUUUAGAUAUUUUUUCUCAUUUUUGAUACAGGAUAAGAAGAUCUUAAAGUUCAGAUGUAAUGCAAAGGCAUCACAAAUCAACAAGUUUACCGGUUUAUUGAUGUGUGUAUUUUUACAACAAAUAUCUUCAAAAAACUUGAAAUUCUGUUUGAAAAAUAACCUCAUAUUUAUUUUAUUAUUGUGUCUCUGCUUAUU
Cheilinus undulatus (humphead wrasse) is the source of this 8715-nucleotide messenger RNA. RefSeq names its product serine-rich adhesin for platelets. The coding region runs from base 316 to 8265 and encodes 2649 amino acids. Gene Ontology annotation, cellular component: nucleoplasm. The transcript is spliced from 2 exons. The record is from RefSeq and is a predicted model, not a curated record. NCBI's taxonomy places the organism in Eukaryota, Metazoa, Chordata, Actinopteri, Labriformes, Labridae.